AUGGUAGAUUAUUCCAAAUGGGAUGCGCUGAAGUAUUCUUCUUCGGAAGAAGACGACGACGACGACGACGACGACGAGAAAGGUGAAAAGGAGGCUUUGGGAAGUGCGAAGAUGUACGCAGCGUUGGCGAAUCUCUCGCUCUCUUCUUCUUCUUCUUCUUCUUCUUCUUCUUCUUCUUCUUCAAAGAUUUGGACCGGGUUGGUGAUGCAUCACAGAGAUGUGUUCGUCUCGCAUGUGAUUCCGAAAUUGAACGAGACAGAUCGGUGGUUCUUUUCAAAGGUGAACAGAGAGAGUCAAGAUGUGCUUGCGUACGCCGGGGUAAAUGUAUCGGGAUUACAUGUGAUUGUUUACGAAUGUUCAUCCAUCUCGACGUUGGAAUGGGCGUGGAAUCACUUUCCCUGGGGAGAGAAAGAUGAUUUAGGAAACGUGAUGGAUCAAGCCUGGUUUUGCGUCCAAGUUGCUCAAACGAAAAAACUCGAGUUUCUCGAGUGGGCGAGAGAAGUGAAACAGUGCGAGUGGGAUGAACAGACGAUUAAUAAGGCCGCAUGUAAAGGUAAUCUCGAGAUGCUGAAAUACUGCUUCUCUAAUGGUUGCCCGUGUGAUGUAGAAGAGUCGUGCGUUCAAGCUGCUAUAGAAGGACACCUCGACUGUGUUCGAUUUCUUUUCGACAAAGUGAAACCUUCGCGAGAUACGGAAAAAGAAGCGGCACAACAGGCAGCAUGCGGUGGUCACGUGGAGAUCUUGAAAUAUUUCGUCGAUACAAGAAAGAUAUCUGAUGAGGUGAAGAGUGACUGCGUGGGAAACACUACAAUGUAUGGCCAACUCGAUUGCCUCAAAUACUUAGUCGAAGAGGCGAAAGUGCCUCUUGACAACUGGCGAUACAUCGCUUCGGCUCGGUACUUAAAGCACCACGACUGCGAAAACUACUUGCUCGAAAAAGGGUGUCCAGAACCGCCGACGGACGAAGACUACGCUUCGUUUCUCGAGCAGUUUCAGAAGUUUCUCGAGCAGUUUCAGAAGAGGCAGUGA
Bathycoccus prasinos is the source of this 1029-nucleotide messenger RNA. RefSeq lists its product with no specific name. The coding region runs from base 1 to 1029 and encodes 342 amino acids. The record is from RefSeq and is a predicted model, not a curated record. The transcript has a single exon. Lineage: Eukaryota; Viridiplantae; Chlorophyta; Mamiellophyceae; Mamiellales; Bathycoccaceae. Gene Ontology annotation, molecular function: protein binding.